Molecule: messenger RNA, 4043 nt
Organism: Ziziphus jujuba (common jujube)
Lineage: Eukaryota; Viridiplantae; Streptophyta; Magnoliopsida; Rosales; Rhamnaceae
Product: receptor-like protein 6
Exons: 2
Coding region: 64-3345 (1093 amino acids)
Molecular function (GO): protein binding
Source: RefSeq, a predicted model, not a curated record
UCCAAAUAUUUAUUUCCUCUUAUUUCCAUUCGGCAUUAUUAUAUAUCAUAAUCUGCAGCUAAAAUGGAGAGGACCCAUCAGUUCCUCUUAUUUUACGUUGUGGUGAUCUCCUGUUCUACGUUUUUUACACAUUCCUUGAAUUCCUCCACUACCACUUUCUCUUGUCUUCCUCAGCAAGCCUCUGUUUUACUCCAAUUAAAACAAGAGUUCACUCUAAAGGAGCCCGAAAUGUUUUAUACAGAACGCAGCUUGAAUCCAAAUCUCACCAUGGAUCCACAUUUCAACUGGAAUCCAUAUCUCAACUUGGAUCCGUAUCUCAGCUUGCCUCCAUAUAUCAGCUGGCAUAGAAAACAUCCGCAGAUGAGUGAUUGGAAGGCUGGUAGCGAUUGCUGUUUGUGGGAGGGAGUGAAAUGCAAUAUGGCAACAGGUCAUGUUGUUAGCCUAGACCUCAGCGGCGGCUGGCUUCAUGGGCCUUUGAGUUCUAACAGCAGCCUUUUCAGGUUGCUUCAUCUCCAAUACCUCGACCUUGCCUACAACGACUUCGCCUCGAGUCCUAUCCCAUCUGCAUUGGGCAAACUUUCCAGGUUAACCCAUCUCAACCUCUCUUCCUCUGAAUUUUCUGGGCAGAUUCCAUCUGAAAUCUCCAUGCUCACAAAUCUUAUGUCCCUUGAUCUUUCUUAUACAUAUGGGCGUGGUUUGUAUGUAAGAGAAGGGGAACUAGGAAGGCUUAUCAAGAACAUGACAAAUUUAAGACUCCUUAACCUGGACCAAGUGGAUCUUUCUUCUUCACUAGUGCCUCCUCAAUCCAUGGCAAACCUCUCUUUCUUGACACAUCUCUCUUUUCGAGAUUGCGCAUUGUAUGGCGAGUUUCCAAAGAAUAUCUUUCGGAUGCCAAAUAUACAAUUCGUUGAUCUGUCACUGAACGUUGAUCUUACAGGUUCUCUUCCGGAAUUUAAUUCUAGCAGUAACCUAAAGUGGUUGAUUAUCUCCACAACCCAAUUCUCAGGGAAAUUGCCCGAUUCAAUUGGCAACCUCAAGUCCUUGAAUGUUUUAAAUCUCUCUAGAUCUUUAUUUUCAGGGACAGUUCCUUCUUCCUUUUCGAACCUUUCUAAACUCGUAGAUGUCGACUUGUCAUCCAAUUUUUUCAAAGGGCAGUUUCCAUCUACUCUAGGGAACCUUCCAAAACUCACUUCACUUCGUCUUGAUGAUAAUGAAUUUGGUGGUGAAUUACCUUCUUCCAUUAAAAACCUCCCACAGCUGCAAUAUUUAAACCUUGGAAAGAAUAAUUUCGGUGGUCAAAUUUCAACUUCAUUGGGAAAUUUGACCCAGCUAACCUAUUUGAAUAUUUCACAAAAUUCUUUCCACGGCAAAUUCCCAAAUCCAGUGUCAUUCCCAAAUCGUAUUGAAUAUAUCGAUUUUGGAUACAACAAUUUGACAGGUUCGAUCCCAUCAUACAAUCUUAACUUGUCCUUCCUUUCUUACCUUGAUCUGUCAAACAAUUUAUUUACUGGAGUCAUUCCUUGGUCUUUAUUUGCAAUGCCUUCUUUGACAUCCCUACGUCUGGAUCACAAUCAGUUCACAGACUUGAACAUCUCUAAUUCAUCCUUAUUAGACACUCUGUCUUUAAGUGGAAACAAAUUCAAUGGACACAUUCCAAGUUCCAUAUCCAAAUUCAAAAAGCUGAGUGAACUUAGGCUUGAUUCAAAUAAUUUAAGUGGCAAUGUUGAUUUUGGCAUUUUCUCAGAACUGAGCAACCUUCGGAUUCUUAAUCUUUCAUUUAACAGCCGCUUAUCUGUAGCAAAUACGAGCAUGGAUUCCACUAUUAUUCCCCAGUUUCAUGAGCUGUAUUUAUCCUCAUGCAACUUGAGUGUGUUUCCAGAAUUCUUGAAAGCACAAGAUGAAUUAGAGUGCUUGGAUCUUUCCAGCAAUAGGAUUGGCGGUCCAAUGCCUAAAUGGUUCUUUGGCAUAGGCACAAAGAGCUUGAGACGUCUCAAUCUUUCUCACAACUUCAUUAGCGGCUGGGAAGAAGCCCAAUUAUUGUUUUUCUCAUGGAAGGCAAUUGAAAUUCUAGAUCUGCGUUCCAAUAAGUUUCAAGGACCACUUGUCGUUCCACCAAUGUCCAUCCGGGUCUUCUUAAUCUCAAAUAAUAACUUGGUUGGAGGAAUUGAUCCGCUGUUUUGUAAACUAAAGAAUCUUCAAGUGCUCGAUGCAUCAAAGAAUCAUCUGAGUGGCACCAUUCCUCAAUGUUCGGAUAAACUUGGUAUUUUAAUUCUCAAGCUUGCAAAUAACAAUUUCCACGGCAAUAUACCUCGGCUAUGCAGCGGUGAAAGCCAAGAUUUAGAAACAUUGGAUUUGAGUUACAAUCAACUAUAUGGGAAGAUUCCACGAUCUCUAAUCAAAUGCAAGAAGUUGAGUGUUUUAAAGCUUGGCCACAACAAGUUAAAUGACACAUUUCCUUUUUGGCUACAGGAUUUGACCCAGCUCCAAGUUCUCAUAUUAUGCUGUAAUAAACUUCAUGGUUCCAUAUGGCAUUCUCGUAACUUUUCUCAAUUUGUGAUGUUGCGUACCAUUGAUCUUUCUCAUAAUGAUUUUACUGGAAAGAUUCCAUCCGAAUAUUUUAGGAAUUGGACGUCCAUGAUUGCUAAAGUUUCCCAGAAACAUGAUGACUUGGCAGUCACCAUCAAAGUCAUUUGGAGGGUCGAGCGGCCGAUAGCUGAAUAUGAGAAGAACUCCGUGAACAUGACGAAUAAGGGACAAGAAAUGGAAUUUGUCGAUACUCUACCUCUCUUCAUAUCCAUGGAUCUCUCUGAUAAUAAAUUUUAUGGAGAAAUUCCUAGUACAUUAUGGGAUCUUAAAUCUCUCGUUAUGCUCAAUUUGUCAAGAAACAGUUUUACUGGACGCAUCCCCCCUUCGUUAGGGAAUUUGAAGGAGCUUCAGUCAUUGGACCUCUCUAAUAAUAUGCUUUACGGUAAAAUCCCUCAAGAAUUGGAAAUCCUCACUUUCCUUUCAUUUUUAAACUUGUCCCAUAAUAGACUUGAGGGUGCAAUACCCCAAGGGGGACAAGUUACCACAUUUGGAACUUCUUCUUUUGAAGGAAACUUAGGAUUAUGUGGCUUGCCAUUGUCAACAAAAUGUACCCCUACUCCUCCAUCAACACCUACUAAUAAUGAUCAUGACUUUCAGAAAUCAGAUUCAAUAUUUGAUUUUGGUUGGAAGGUUGUAGCGGUGGGAUAUGGAUGUGGACUACUAGUUGGAUUCAUGGUUGGACAUGUGAUCACCUCAAGGAGGCCAAAUUUGAUUUCCAAAAUGUUUCGCGUUAGACUACAAACGAGGCGGCUGAGAUGAAUUGGAGCAUAGUUGAAGACUACAGAGGAGGCGGUUGAGAUGAAUUGGAGCAUUGUUGAAGGGACUUGAAGAAGGCAACUGAAGUUUCCCAUACGACAUCGUCCUAUUUGAACUUUGUUACCAUUGGGAUGACAGGGCUCUUUUGAAUUUGGUCUUUAUUUGCUAUUUUCCUUUUAAAGAAUGGCCCAUGUGGCUUAGUAGUGUCCAUGUGUUGUUGACGUAGCUAUGGAGUCAGGAUUUCUGCCCUGAGUGCUACAGUGGAUGUUGUUUUGGUAAGUUGUAUGUAUAUGGUCUUGUUGCUUUGGGCUGAAGGCAGAAGUUUUGGCUGCCUUUGUUGUUUCUUUUAUGAGCUUUUAAGCUCGUUUGAUGGAAUGGAAGCGUCAGCCUAGCCUCAGAAUCUUUCCCUGAGAUUGGGUUGUGAAUGAUUUUGUUCAAUUUUGUUCAUUAUUUUCUUUUUUAUUUUUAUUUUUUUAGGUGAAUGAUCAUAUUUAGCUAAUUUUCAAAAAGAAAAUAAAAUUAUAAAGACAAAUUGAAAAUCAUCUCAAAUAAUUUUUUAAAUUAGGCACGUCUUUUUUUUUUUUUUCCUUUUCUUUUUUAAGGUGGAAGAUCAGUUUUAGCUAAUUUUCAAAAAGCAAAUAAAAUUACCAAGACAAAUUGAAAAUCAUCUCAAAUAAUUUUUAAAAUUAGGCACGCCUAUU